CAGUUUAGUAUAAUAUUAUUAGAAAGAGAAAGUGUGUAUGACCUUCAUUUUAAGAUACGGAUAUAAGCAAGAUGCAGUAUUUCGUUAUUCUGAGUGUAUUUGGAAUUGUGUGGUGUACCAAUUAUCAUUUGAGAUUAAGACGAAGUACAACAUGUGCCAAAUCAUAUGACUGUACUACAACUGCACCUUGCUGUAGGGAUGCUAACAAUCGUACAAUUACUGCAGACCAGCAAAAACACUAUGUCCAUGUUCCAGGGGACUUAAGGGGAACUUGUUCAAAUGCACUUGGAAAGAAGGGUGAUAUUUGUGACUCUUCUUGUGGAUGUGAAUCAGGUUAUACAUGUUAUCGACCAAUGUCUGGACAUUGUUGUCCUCCAAGGAGAUGUUAUAAUUCCACGUGGGUAGAAGAGCGACAACUCUACUGGGCUAACUGUCAUCCACCAACAUGUCAUUAUCCUCAUUAA
This is a messenger RNA of Mytilus trossulus (common blue mussel), 464 nucleotides long. RefSeq lists its product as uncharacterized. The coding region runs from base 72 to 464 and encodes 130 amino acids. The record is from RefSeq and is a predicted model, not a curated record. NCBI's taxonomy places the organism in Eukaryota, Metazoa, Mollusca, Bivalvia, Mytilida, Mytilidae. The transcript is spliced from 4 exons.